AGGACGAAAAAUGAAAACAUUUUGAAUGAAGAGAAGAGAAAAUAUUUUUUGACAACUAUUAUGAAUAUUAUUAUCGAAAUAAUCGAAAAGAUCUAUAAAUAAUAAUAAUACGAUAAGAACAUUGGGAAUAUGUGAAUAAAUAUCAACAUGUUAUAAUGUAAUCUUCCAAAAUUACUGAUAUAUUGGUACAAACAAGGUACAAAUCCAUAAAUUCUAUCUACAAUAAAAAUGGCAACACAAGAAAAGCUUCAAAAAUCCUUGGAAGCUCUGAAAAACUUAGCAAAAUCCAACCACCAUCCUUCAGAAGUUCCAAAGAAAAAAGAAAAGAUUCAAUAUUGCUAUUUCAUAACAGAAGCUAUUUCCAACCCAACAAUCAGAAUUCCCAACAAUUACCAUACACUAUUGGGUAGCUGUAUUGAAAUAUUUCUUUUACUUUGUGAUGACCAAGAUGCAGACAUUCGAAUGACUAGUGAGGAAUGUUUGAACAGGAUAAUCAGGGCUGCUGAUGGGCACAUAGGUAAAAUACAAAUAGAGCUACACAAAGAGAUAAAGAAAAAUGGAGCUGCCCGUUCCCUCAGAGCAGCUCUUUGGCUUUUUUCUGUACUUGCACAUCACAUCAGACCCCACAAAGGCAAACCCUAUGCUGUAAAUGUGUUUCAAAAUUUAGUGAAGAUAUCAGAACGUACUGAAGAAUCUAUUCAUGAAACUCUGGCUGCUGCUUUACCAAGAAUCAUGAAAGUCCUUGGUUGUUUCACAACAGAAAAUGAAAUGAAGGUGCUCCUUAAAGCUUUCUUGAACAAUGUCACAAAUGAAUCAGCUGUUAUGAGAAGGACUAAUACAAGUUGUAUUUUAACAAUAUGUGAACACUGCAAAAAGCCAAAUGUUUUCACUAUGUAUUGCUUCAACUACCUGCUAGAUUUAUUGAUACCUGUACAUAAUGAACUUCCAACUUCACUAAUAUUGGGUGUCAUGUCAUGCAUAAAAGGCUCUCUACCAAAUAUUUCAAACUCCAACAAUGAAUGGAAUGAAAAAUCCAAAGACAACCUUAUAGAAAAGCUGUUGCAGAUUUUCGAGCUAUGUGUAUUUUUUUUGGAUCAUAGAGAUCAUAAUAUCAUCAAUGUUUGUCUUGAAACUCUAAAUGUUCUCUUAAUGAGUUCAGUUGAUUUGAAACAGAUAUUGCUGAAUGAAAAAGGAAUCAGCAGGAACAGAAUUUUUUCUUUGACAUCUUCAGUGAAUAAUAGAUCUCCAAGUCAACUAAGUCUUACAACAAGUUUAACAACUGAAGAUAAUCUAUUCUCAGAAUCAGAACUGACAGAAACUAUACAUUCAGAUAUAGAAAAGUGGAUAGAUGAAUCUAAAUUAUCUGUGAUGAACAUAACUUUUGGUAAAACAAAGGAAAAAUCUCAAUCCUUGGAAAAAUUGCACACUAUCUCUUCAGAAGUGGAGGAAAAUCUUGAUACAUCUGAUUAUGGAAAAAUGAAUGAACUGAACAAGGAGCAUUUUUUCAGUACACUGAAAACUCAUAGCAUAGAAAACACUUUAGAUAUACUGAGCAGUAGUGAUAACUCAUCUGAAACAAGUACAGUUGAUGACAAAAUCCUGAACUUGGAGGAAGAAAUGCUAGAUAUUGAUAUUGGAAAUAUUUUAGAAGAAAAACCUCUCAUACACUGCAUUAGAAAAAUAUCUAAAUUAUUCCUUCUCAGUGGAACACCUGGUACCUACAUUUCUGACAAAACCACAAGAGUUUCUGUGAAAUUUUUAGCAUUAUCCUGUCUCACUACAAUGUUCAAACUAUAUCCUUCAGGCAUUUUCAUACAUCUAGACAAAAACUUUGUUUGUCCUCAAAUAACAAGUAAAAGAAUUAGCAGUCAGAAAAUCUCUGAUAUAUUUCUGUUUAAAAACCAUUCAGAUCCUCAAUUGAGAGGAGCUUUGAGAACUUUGGUGGGCAUUUUUUCAGAGAGUGUUUCACGUUUAUGUCAAGGUAAUUAUGAUCAUUGGAUAAGUACAAAUGGCAGUAUAGAACAAGCUAAAAUGAUGCAGACUGAAGAGAUAAUAACAAUUUUCAUAGAGGGUCUUAAUGAUGAUUCAUCCACUUGCAUCCGACAGACAUUGAUAAGUUUGGACACUAGCCUCAAAUAUUUGAUAGAAUUUCAGUCCAAUAGUAAAAUGAUGUCUCUGUUGAAUGUUUUACCAGUGCUUUCUCAAAAUCCAUAUUGGCUGGUCAAGUGUGCAUUGUGUGAUUUAGUCUCUAAAAUAGAUUUUAUUAGCUUGCAAUCUGUGAUGAAAAAUUGCCAAUUUCAAGAUAGAGUGCUUUGGAAUGUUUUAUUUGCACUUUUGGAUGAAAAUGAUCAAAGAGUGAGAAUGUCCACUGCUACAGCCAUAGUUGAGAUAAUUCCUCGACUAUAUUAUGAAGAAUACUUUAUGAACGAAAACACCACGACUUCAAAGGCUAUUUUGGAGACUAGUGGCCUAACAAAAUGUCUCAUGGACACAGAAAUAGAGACUUGCAUAAAUAAAAAGCACUUUGUGCAACAAAUGCCCUUCCCCUUAGAUCGGAUAUCUGGAAGACCUUGUGAUAGGAUCGAAUUUUCUCUAUCGAAAAUCUUAACUAGGAUACAAAAUUUACUGUUAACGACCACCUCAAAACAUCUAAUGAGUGGCUGCAUAGAGACUCUAUCUCUACUUUCGAAAAAAUAUCCCUGCACAGUCUACAAGAAAGGUUGGGGUACCAGUAUCACUCCGAAUUGUGGUGAUACAAAAAUUCCGGAUCUAUUGAAGUUCUCUCUGGGUUUACUAACUAGCACUGUUCACGUCUAUGGACUACAAACACACAUAGACAUCCUCAAUUUAACCACCAAUCUCUAUGCAGGACAUGCUCUGUCGCAACUGAAACCCUUAUCGGCCUCCGAAACAGACCUUCCAGCCUGGAGCAUGUUCGGCAACUCGCCCUUGCGAGACGUGUCCGAAUCCCUCCUGAACCACUCCAUCAAGAUGCUGAGCAUCUUCCACCACGUUUUGAACGAUCUGGUGCCGGCCCAUCCUCAGGCAAAAGCGGUGUUGCCCAGUCUGCCGGCGCCGAGCGCUUUGUCGCCUUUGAAGCGCAGGAAGAGCGAUCUGGACAAGAAGGCGAUUGGAGGAUUGAAAAUGGAUGCUAGGGAGGAGAGGGGAGACAAGAGGGAGGUGAAGAGUUCGUUGGGGUGUUUUGUGCAGGCUCCGCAUUACAUGAGGAUUUAUGAGAUGUUGAAAGCUGCCUUUUCGAAUUAUAAGAUGUCUUUGGAUUCGGACUCUUCUGGAAAAUUCCUGGAACUACUCACCACGACUCUUCAUUCAUUGUCCGUCCUCAUGGAGGUGGGAUCCAUGAUGGAGUUCGAAAGAAUCGCCGAGGACAUUCUAGGUUACUUCCGGUCCACUUUCGUGAUAGAAGCAGCUGCCACUGUGGAGUGCGUCCAACAGCUAUUGAAAUGUCUUUUCAGUACCAAUUUGACAGCGAACGUCAACGAAUUCACUACGAAAAACGUCACAGAAGAGGAAUGGGAAGGCGGGUUCUACUACAACGUGUUCCAGAAGCCCUACAACUUGAUCUCGAAGCAAACAGAGGCUCUGAAUAAUAUCGGCAGGCACGAUUUCGAUGACGACAGUACCGUUAUGGGGUACCUGCACAGAAAAGACGUCAAACCGAGGCCGGUCGUAUUGUCUAGAAGUUCUGAUAAGGUUUUGGCGAACUAUAUCAGAAUUUUCGAGCCGAUGGUCAUAAAAUCUCUCAAGCAAUACACGAUAAGCAGCGAUGUAAAGUUGCAAUGUCAAGUUUUGCAAUUGCUGUGCCAGCUAGUACAACUCCGAGUAAACUAUUGUUUGUUAGAUUCGGAACAAGUUUUUAUAGGAUUUGUGCUCAAGCAGUUUGAGUUUAUAGAGGAAGGUCAAAUAAUGUCGGCGGAACAACUCAUAAGAAAAAUAUUCCAAUUCCUGGUGCAGCUCUCUUACAGCAAGCACCACUCAAAGUGUAUAAUCGAAGUACCGAAAAUCAUCAAUCUCUGCGAUGGUUUGAUGGCCAGCGGUCAGCCAUCUUCGACGCACUGUAUACCCGCUUUAGAACCUAUUGUCGAAGACGUUUUUCUCACAAGAAACAAGUCUAAUACCAGUGAUGUCAAGGAAUUAGAAACAACCCGAGAAGUUGUCCUUGCCAUGUUACUACGACUUUGCGAUAACAGGCAAGUACUGGAUUUGGUAACGUUGAUUUUGGAGGACAGCAAAUAUUGUACGGACAACACUGAAAAAUGGUUGGAAUGGUCCAAGAGGGUGUUUGGAGUGGUGUUACCAUUGCUCAAGCAAAAUAAACUGCAAUUAGAUCACCCUGACGCUUUAAGUUCCAUGAGGCGAUUUGUUUUGGCAUUGAAUCCCGAAGUUUUCAAGCCUUUUGAUGCAAUCAUCAUCAUGUUUUUCCAAGAACCACCUUCAUUGGAAGGCGAACUGAAAACAUUCAACAAUUGGCUAUCAAAAAUCCUGAUUAUUCUUCUUAUCGUCACGCCUCUUAGAGAAGAAUUACUAUUAUCGAAAAUCAACAAGCUGAAAUCCGAAUUUUCUCCCGGCAGCAUCUUCGAAAAUGUCACAACCAAAGCAGAUCCCCUCAAUGUAAAUAAUAACGCAGACACUUUCCAAAAAAUACCCGCCGAACUUGUUUUCAUACGAUUUUUGUUCAGGGUUGUGUCAGUGACGUCGAAAAUGUGCUUGGAAGUCGUCAGACAUGAAAAGGAAACGUUUAUUUUUGAUCAGUCCUUCGGAUUUCUGAUGCAUUGUUUGUAUAUAUUUCAAGCUGGUAACCAUUGUAGGUUGACGAAUGCGGCAGUAAGUGUGAUAAACAAAAACAUUCCAUUUGAUGAGAAUAAUGUGAUACAGUUGGACGAUAUCAACCAUAAUUUUGUCAGUCUAGCUGCUUUUCAUCCUAUUUUGACUUCGGGAUGGUGCAAUUUAUUGACCAUAUUGAAUUUUAAUAGCAAACAAUUUUGGUCCACAGUUCUCAAAGACGACGAUAGUCGACAUUCCAUUAAUAUGAAAAUAAUGAGGGUCGGAGGUGCAAUUUCAUUUUGUGAUUAUUUGAGUGAACAUAUGGCGGACCUCGAAAAUUUAAUUUGGUUUUUGAAAAAUUGUUCAUCAUUUUUGGUGGAAUUGUCAGCUGAACCACCAGUCUCGGAAUUCAUCUCUUCCAUACAUAGAAACUCUUCAACUAGCAAGAUUUUUUUGGAAAGUGUAUCGACAAAUGUCAAUACUCACAAAUCUGCCGUGUAUAAAGUGAAGUUACUAAAGUGUAUCGAAAACUGUCACUCUUCACAAAUAGGGUUAGUUUUGAACUUACUGAUUCCCGAUUUUUUAAAAUUUCACCAAGCCGUUGUAUCACGGAUGGCGGCUACAUUGGCAAGCAGAAAAAUCGAAAUGUUACUCACCAUGCCCAUGGAAGAUGUCAAUGGCCAGUUGACCAAAGAAAACUUGAACCGGAUAUUGCACUCCUUAGUUACUUUGAAUCUAGUCAAAAAGCAUGAAACUCUAGUGAGCCUCCUUAACAAACUGUCAGUCCAGUACUACGACCUAACUCCCAUAGAGUUCGAACAACGUCGUGUGGUCAACCCCGAGUACAUAAAAAAACUGAAAAUCAACAAGAAAUGGUACUUGUCGCAAAUAGAGACGAAAUACAGCGACCCUACAAUAGCAAAAGAAACGGCCCAACUACUCGAUAAACUCGAAUACAGCGAAAUAUUGAGUUGCAUGUCGAGCAGCGCGUUCAACAAGUCCUGCUUGAGAAAUUGUUUGAGGUUAGGACUGACAAAUGUGCGAAAACAAGCAAAGUCCGACCUUGUGAGAGCCAGUACUGAGUGUUUGGUGAAGGAUAUCGCCAGUUUGGUAGCUAAAAUGCCAUGUCCACAUCAGGUGAUUUAUCCUAUAGGUAGGCAAGAAUCUCCAGCAGAAACAAUCUACAAACACGAACUAAUAUCUCUUUUCGAGAACCAAAACUACUCAGAACUCCUCUGCAACAUAGCAAUAUGCAUUCCGGCAUUCCUCAACUGCCUAGAGGGCGCCAGUAACGAACUCUCCCAAAACAAUUACGAGGAACUCAUGAUGUUCGGCGUCGCCUGUCUGGAAUACCUAACCUAUCUGUCGGUCACGUGUGAUGGUGACGUUAAAGUGCAUCUGGUCGACGCUCUCUUGACGGCGAGCGAUCUCAUCGCGAGGAACGCCCACGUUGCCGGUCUGUUGGGCUCGGAGGGUCACGUGACCAAGCUGUGUUCGGGCGCCAACAACUUGUUUAGGCUCAUUGACAGUCAGUUGAAAGAUGACAGACCUCUACCGACCAUCCCGUUAUACGCUUUGUCAGACUCGCUGGCCAACGAAGAUAGUUUGGCGGCGGGACAAGCUGCCAAUCAACUGUACACUCUCUCUUGUUGGCUUUUCGAGCUACGCGGAGUCAAUUCUACGAGCAUACCGGACUUUCUGUUCGCCAAGAUGAAAAGUUUGACGGUCUGUUUGUGCAGAUCGCCACUGGUGAAUUCUUACGUUCUGGUGCCCAACAGGGGUUGGAAAACGGGGUGGCUGCCCGAAACGGUUUCGGGUUGGUUCAAGACCGUGGUGCCUUCAUUGCCCAUCGAGUUGCUGAAAGAGAUUGAUAUUCUGGAAGAGUAUAUUUUCAGAAUCAAUUUAUUGGGGUGGACAUCCAGGCAACAAUUCGAAGAAACGUGGAUGUGCCUUUUGAGCGUACUUUGCGUCCCUCUAGACGAUUUAGACGUUCUGGACUUCAAUGACCUAGUACAUGCUUCGUCUUUGGCCAUCAAGGCCAUAACAGCACUUUUACUGGAAACUCUCAGUUGUCCUAUACCGGGAAAUCCGAAUGUUUCCGACCUAAGGCACAUUUCCAGAAAUUUUCCGAUAAGCGUUGAAGAUUUAGGGGUAUCUAAAUUGAAAAAUAUCCAGGAUAGCAUUCAACUCAGUUACAGUUCCUCGGACGUCAAUGUACACUCUAAUGUAACUAACGUUUUCAAAAAUCGUAAUUUUGAAAAAAUAAGCGAUACGUUUACAUAUGGACAGGUAUCUAUUCAGUACUUCAUGAUAGCGACUGGAGAUUUCAAAGAAUAUGAGGAAAAUUUCGCAGUUAGUGAGAUAUGUCAAAAAAGGAGGAAAAUGCUGAAAGACAGUGGUUUGGAUAUCAACUCUUGCUUGCAGUUUUUGAUUGAUUACUAUACUCAACUCAUGAAACCACAGUCAAAUACUCAUAUUCGGGUUCUCCAUGAAGCAGUCAGAUCGACAGUCAUGAUUUCUGAUCUUUUCAUGGACAAAUCACAGUUUUCCUGGAUGAUGGAAGUAUUUUUGGAACUGUCAAAAUUACAUCUCGUAGAAGAUGAAUUUUUACAUCAAUUUUUGAUUGUAGGGAUAUGUAAAGCUGUGGCCGUUUUAACACCAGAUUUAGAAAUUUACGAGCAAGUCAAAAAGAUGUUGAUGCAAUUUCUCAAAAGUCCUUAUUUGACAUCAAGAUUUGCUUGUUUGUAUGGGGCGUUAUAUGUCUUGGAAGGUUCCAAAUUGAGUAACAUCAAAAUAGGUACAAUUUCAGAAGAAAUGCAACUUAUAUUACCUUGCAUGAUUGAAUAUGUUCAACUCAACCUCAACACAACAAAUAGUGUUCUGAAGAAAUCCCAGGAACAUUCAAAUCUCGUGUGGUCUCUAGCAUUCUAUUUGAUAGAAAACAUAGAGGAAAUUCACAUGGAACAAAACUUUGUAGCCAAUACUUUGAAUACUGCAUUUUCUUCACUGAAAGAGAACUCUAAUACCUAUUUACAUAAUCGAUUGACAAAGAAUCUUGAAAGACUGUUUAUUACAAAGAAAUCUAUAAUGAUGGAACACUUUUCGAAACCCUUCUUGAAACUUGCACUGGAGAAAAUGAGAAGCGACAACCCUGUAACAGCUUUACUGGGGACACAAUUACUCAUAACCUAUAUGUAUACAGAUUGUGCGAAUCACUUGCAAAACCCACAAAAUUCGGCCAACACACCAACUAGUCCCGACCACCUAGUACAAACUAUCGAGAAAAUUUCGGCCAUUUUCGAACGUAUCAAGAGAGGUUAUACCAGCGAAGUGGAAAUAUUGUGUGCUGUACUACCAGAUAUACUGAACGAUUUUUUUUCAUCCGCAGACAUACUCACCAAAGUUAUAGGAGAAUUUCUGUCUGCUCAGCAACCUCACCCCAAGUUACUCAGUAAAGUUGUGUUCCAGGUGUUCGAGAGUGCAAUCCAUCAAAACCAACUCGCCCUCUUGCAGGACUGGGUGGUCUUCAGCCUGCCCAACUUCACCCAGUCCUUCUCCAUAGGCAUGGCCACGUGGUGCCUCACUUGCUUCUUUGUCAGCGCCAGCACCAAUAGCUGGUUGCGGGCCUAUUUCUCAUACGUUCAAACGCGCGUCGGCAGAUACGAGUACGAGGAUAGGAAGAUGUUGUGUAUAGCCGGAGCCGAUUUUUACGGCAACUUGGCCAAUGAUAGUCAGAGACGGAUGUUUGUCGAUAAUUUCGAGAAGGUCAAAGACCAGCCUGAUACUCCCUUCAACGAUUUGUUGCUGUCUUUGUAGUUUGUAGAUAAGUUUUACAGUUGUUGAAUAUUUUUGACGUGUGAUUUUCGGGAAUUUAUUGUAUAAAUCUAUUUGUAAAUAAAUGUUUUGAAAAUACGUU
Messenger RNA from Phaedon cochleariae (mustard beetle), 8698 nucleotides. NCBI's taxonomy places the organism in Eukaryota, Metazoa, Arthropoda, Insecta, Coleoptera, Chrysomelidae. The record is from the annotation of a GenBank genome assembly.